Conger conger (European conger) is the source of this 8999-nucleotide messenger RNA. Its product is annotated as ATP-sensitive inward rectifier potassium channel 12-like. The record is from RefSeq and is a predicted model, not a curated record. Gene Ontology annotation, molecular function: inward rectifier potassium channel activity. Gene Ontology annotation, cellular component: plasma membrane. The coding region runs from base 847 to 2133 and encodes 428 amino acids. Lineage: Eukaryota; Metazoa; Chordata; Actinopteri; Anguilliformes; Congridae. Gene Ontology annotation, biological process: potassium ion import across plasma membrane; regulation of monoatomic ion transmembrane transport. The transcript has 3 exons.
GUAUCAGCGGCAGAGUGUAUGAGAGAGAAUAUCAGUGUCACCGUGUCUGUGAGAGAAAGAGGGAGGGAGGGAGAGAGAGAAUAAGUGGAAGCUCUUUUUUGUUGUGGAAAAUUUAACAACUGUACUGGUUACAAGCAAUUGCACCGACCUACUGUAGAGGAUCUCAUGGGAAGAAGCUGGAAGGACAGAAUGCCAUGUGAUUUUCUGUUGGGGAGAUGACUGCUUGCUCCAGCAGCCCAGCCUAAACCACAGGUGUUCUGCCUGCUUGAAAGGGGACUUUAUUUCAUGUGAUUUCUUUCUUUCAUUUUGCAAUUGAAUUUUUUUUUUUUUUAAAGGAAAGAAAAAGAAAAAACCUAAAAGAGAGUUUCUGGGAAGUAUAAUAUUAUAUCCGGAGAGAUCUGCGGAGGAAGAAGAGAAGAGAAGAAACGAGGGAUGAGGAGUGUCAGAGGUGUUCUGCUUUACUGGCUAAAAUGGAAGGAAUGGUUUUUCCCAUAGGUGUGUGAACGGAAUCAGCACGCUGCACACCGUGAACAUGCUGCAGUUCGGCUAGCUGUGAAGACGAGGGACGAUUCUUAACCUCAAUUCUAGAGUGGAGCUCCUUUCAAGCUCUCACAAUGUUUCUGUCAUCAACUGCUGUUGUGUUCCUUGGUCGACCUGUUCGAUAUCUGUUGCUCAGCUUGUUGGAAGGCUGCGCAGAUACCGCCUUGCACAAGGGUCCCGGCCGCAAGCGUAUCCCCAGCACAGCGAGCGGCUCCUUCCGUCACCGUCCAUGGGCUCAUCGGCGCCCCCUGGGAGCUCAAUGCCGCACGACGCCCUGGCCCCCAGCCGCCCGGGCCCCUGCGAGUGAUGAGCGUGGGCGGGGUCGGCCGCUACAGCGUCGUCUCGUCGGAGGAAGGGGGCCCGCGCGUCACCACCAUGCCCGGGGUCAACGGCUUCGGCAACGGCAAGAUCCACACCCGGCAGAAGUGCCGCAACCGCUUCGUCCGGAAGAACGGCCAGUGCAAUGUCCACUUCUCCCACAUGGACGACAAGUCCCAGCGCUACCUCUCGGACAUGUUCACCACCUGCGUGGACAUCCGCUGGCGCUACAUGUUCAUCAUCUUCACGCUGGCCUUCAUCGCGUCCUGGUUGGCCUUUGGCCUGGCCUUCUGGCUCAUCGCCCUGGUCCACGGGGACCUGGACAGGCCCGGCGGGGACGAGAACUUCACGCCCUGCGUGAUGCAGGUCAACGGCUUUGUGGCGGCCUUUCUCUUCUCCAUCGAGACGCAGACCACCAUCGGGUACGGCUUCCGCUGCGUCACGGAGGAGUGCCCGCUGGCCGUGUUCAUGGUGGUCUUCCAGUCCAUUGUGGGCUGCAUCAUCGACUCCUUCAUGAUCGGCGCCAUCAUGGCCAAGAUGGCGCGGCCCAAGAAGCGGGCGCAGACCCUGCUCUUCAGCCACAACGCCGUCAUCGCCAUGCGCGACGGGAAACUGUGCCUCAUGUGGCGGGUCGGAAACCUCCGGAAGAGCCACAUCGUGGAGGCCCACGUCCGGGCGCAGCUGAUCAAGGCCCGGAUCACCGAGGAAGGCGAGUACAUACCGCUCGACCAAAUAGACAUUAACGUCGGCUACGACAAGGGCAUCGACCGCAUCUUCCUGGUUUCGCCCAUCACCAUCCUCCACGAGAUCGACGACGAGAGCCCCCUGUUCGGCAUCAGCAAGCAGGACCUGGAAACGUCCGACUUCGAGAUCGUGGUCAUCUUGGAGGGGAUGGUAGAGGCCACGGCGAUGACCACGCAGGCGCGCAGCUCGUACCUGUCCAGCGAGAUCCUGUGGGGCUACAGGUUCGAGCCGGUCCUCUUCGAAGAGAGGAGCCAGUACAAAGUGGACUACGCCCACUUUCACAAGACCUUCGAGGUGCCCUCCACCCCUCGCUGCAGUGCCAAGGACUUGGUGGAGAACAAGUUCCUGGUCCCCAGCGCCAACUCCUUCUGCUACGAAAACGAACUCGCCUUCAUCAACAGGGACGAGGAGGAUGAGGAAGGUGGCGAGAGGGUCCGAGACGAAGGUGGCAACAGCCGGCCGGAGCUGGAGAGACUUCAGGUUACUCUACCUCUGGAUCAGAGGCCAUACCGGAGAGAAUCAGAAAUAUGACCCUGACGUCAGCCUCAUUAUUAGUCAUUUCUUGGUUUAUUUUGUUGUUUUAUCAUGAAUACAUACAGAACAAUGCAAGUGCCAUAUGAGAAUUAUGCCUGCUGCAAUAGAGUCAAGACAGGCAGUAUCUGGGGAGAAACUGAAGUAAGACUAGAAAACAAGGAUAUCAGAGAGAGAUAUUCAGAGAGAUAUCAAGAAUGGGCGACAAAGAAAAUGGUCAGAAAAAGACCCUUUUAUUUUUUCACAAGUCCAGCAGAAAGCUUUAUAUAAUACAAUGAACAAUGAUUUCAGAUAUUUAAAAAAAAGGGAGAAGGCUGUCUCAUAUUUAAUAUGUAAAUAGAUUUGCUUAGAUAAGUUGUUUUGUGUGGAGUAUUAUUUUAAAGAAAUCAAAUCAAUUUGUUAUUCAUACACAUGUUUGUAGUACACACAUGACUGUAGUAUUGGCGGUGGUAAGGUACACCAGUCUGCACAUACAGAAGUGCUGAAUAACCUAAAGCAUGGUGGUGGGUGGUGUAUUUGUACUGCAGCACUAAGCAGCUAGUGAACCAUAUAAAUCCAUAGCCACGUGUCACUGAGCACAACACUGUAGAAAAUGUCCCUUAAAGGUACAAUAGGUAAGAUUUUUGUAUUGAAACAUUGUUACAAGACCAUUGUAAAUCCCUUCCUAUAAUUGAAAAAGGCUCACUGACAUGUUGACUCACCCUCUGCCUGUAUUUUUAGUCCUAAUUCGGGUUUCAAAAUAUACAGUUGAUGGACUGACAGCUUGUACUAAAACAUUGUAUAGCUGUACAAUAAUUCAAGCUCACUGGUUGAAAAUUGGUUCUGAUUACCACAGCCCAAUGGUGUAUGAACAUCAGCGCAUUUACAGGGGUGGGAUAAACAGUGUUGUGGUUUGAUGGUGUUUGUUGCUGCAAUUCCUCUCUUGACUGUUGGAAGUCCGAAAUGACCUAUUGUACCUUUAAGUGGGGUUAAACAGCACAUUCAAACUAAGAUAGGAGCAUAUGAAUGCUAAAGGUUAUGGUCAGAAUUAUCAAAGAUGCAGCAAUGAAUAUCUAAUUUGCAAUACGAUUGCAGGUAUAUUUCUUCCCAUGCUUAUUGAUGCAGUUCAGCCCUCAGAGUGAAAAAUCUAUUCUCCGUGCAUUUGAUGACAAAUGAAUACAAAUCCAGCUCAUAUAAAUCAUGUACUCAAGUAGGAACCAGUAGGAAACAGACGCAAGAAUGCUGGAUGCACUUAAUGGUUUUUAAGAUUUGUUCAAAAGAACAUGAAACAGACUGGAAGAAACCUCUUAAACCUGGGUUUAAGCAAACAGUGCAGCCACUCUCAUCCAUGCUCACCCAAUUUAUCUCUUUGUGGGAUUUACUUCAUACUUGAACUGAAAAACAACAAGAAAGGCACCGGAAGAUGAUUUCAGUGAGUGAUGAGAAGCCAGGACUCACAGCCAAAGUGUUUUUUUUGUGACCGCUGGCUUUUAUUAAUUCUUAGAGUCAAUUUCAUUUAAAAUCAUAAGAGGAUUUAAAAUUUGCUUAACACAUUAGCCCUUUAAAUUAACAUAUACCUCAAGUCAAAACGUGAUGUUUUUUCAUGACCCCAUUUCAAUGAAUUCAAUUGUAUACAGUGAUAUAUGUCCAUUAAGUAUGUAUGAAUCAUAUAUCAAAGAGUACUUUGCUGUUCUGCCACUAAAAUGGCAGGAACGCAAGAAGACAAUCCAGUGCUGACACUGAUAGUAACUCAAUUCAUGACGUCUCUAUGCACAAUCACUAUGUGAUCAGGAAACAUAUGCUCUGUGUUGUAACAUAGAACUGCAUUAUAAAUCUACUGCUUGUUUGUUCACUAACUGCAGAAAAAAUAGCACCUGUAGCAGGACUUAAAUGGGAUCUUAAUCUGAAACAGGUCUGUUUUAAAUAGCCUGAAAUCACUUCAUUACAAAGGGACAAGUUAUGUUUCAUGCUCCACAACCAUAAUACAAUAACAGCCAUCAGAUUAGUGCAUAUCUAAAAUAAGGUACAAUGAAAUAUGUAGUGAAUAAUGUAAUUAUGUCAUAAGUACAGUAUGUAUAACACUGAGUUUGACCUCUUUAAAAGUAGAAAUAAAAUUCAAAUCGACUGGAAGAGCGAAAGAAAGAGUGCUAAUUGUAAAAUGACUCCUAUCCCGUUCAGAGAGAGUGAAUUAAGAAAUCCUUAAUGUCCAGUGGAAGACCUGGAUCAGAGGCCACCCUGCUAAGACGUAUCUUACAGAUACCCAUCGAUUAACCAAGGAUGCCAGAGGCUAGACUAGCUCAAAUGAAUACAGUAGCUCGAUAUCAAAGUUGUCUGGGAGAGUUUUGUAUUGGUUGCAAAAAAGGAACUUGAAUUCUGGACUUUAUUUAAAGGUUGAACCUGUAGGUUGGCUGCUUCUUUUGUUUGGGGAAAAUUUUUUUAUUUGUUUAUAGGUAGCCAUCGGUUUCCUUACAUUGGUGAUAUAAAAGCAAGUUGCAGAUUUUGACUGGAAUUAAUGCAUGGAUUUAGCAAUGUUCUUGAUAAUGUUACACCACCAUUAAUUGAUAAAAAGGCUUUGCCUUCAGGGGUUUAAUAUGAGAUGCAAAGAACAAAUAUCUGCAAGUAAGGACAAAAUCCACAUUCUGGUAUUUUAGUCUUAUAUUGAGAGAAAUCUUAUUUAACUUUUUUGCUAAAUAAGAUGAAAAUAUUGCCACUAAGGUAAGACAGUUUUACUCAUUUCAAGAUUUGAGAAGAUUUCCCUUGUCAAGCAAACACUAACUUAAGACAACUUUUUUUUUUCUCUCAAGUAGAAAAUACUUGCUUAAGAUCUUACAUCUUAUAACAAGACUACUGUAAAAUGCUUGUUGUCGAAAGAUCAUGAAACAAUUCAAGGUACAUAUAGUCGUAUGCAGAAAUUUGGGCACUCAUGGUCAAAAAGCCUUUUACAACUAAUAGCUUGGUGAAUAGUAGCAAACCUGACCUCGAAAUGGGACAAAGUUAAACAUUUCUUCACAUCUUAAAGCAAGAUUACUUUUUUCUUUUCAUUUUUACAGUUCCAAAAUAAAAAAAAACAGGAAAAAGGCAAAAGUCCUGUGCAAAAGUUGGGGAACCCUGUCACUUACUACUUUGUAACUCAGGUAACUAUAACAGCUUGCAAACUCUUCCUAUAGCCAGCUAAGAGACUUUCAAUUCUCGCUUUUUCUCCCAUUCUUCCUGGCCGAACACCUCUAGCUCAGAAACAUUCUUCGGCCUCCUUGCAUGUACGGCAUUUCAGAAAAUAUCUCCACAGAUUUUCAAUAAUAUUCAAGUCUGGGGACUGUGGUCACUUCAGAAGCUUUUUGUCUUCUGCCAUGUAGGUCUUUGUUGUUUAAAGUACGUUGUAUUGUUGUCCUGUGAACAGCUUGACCUACGCCUGCUACUUUUGUUUCUGUUUUGCAGUGAUGUGUAGGUUUCUUCUGAGCAUUUCUCACCAGGUCUCAGGCCAUUCUAUCAGAACAUCUUCCAGACCUUGCCUUGACUUCAACUGUUCCAUUUAUCUUCCAUUUUCUAAUAAUUUUACUGACAGUGGAAACAGGCAGUUUGAAGUUUUUUUGUAGCCUUCUCCUUAUUGGUGGAAAUGAACCAUCUUCAUUCUGACAUCCUUGGACUGUUUAGAGGAUCCUGUGGUUGUUACCACCAGAUGUUACUUCAGAAUAAAAAGUUCAACCCUGGAUUUAUAUGACUCAUUGAAGCCCUAACGAGUGAAUCACCUGAGUCACCUUUUGCACAGGGCCCUUUUAUAUUUUUAUAAACAGUAAAAAUAAAAAGCAACCUUGCUUUAAAAUGAGCAGAAAUGCAUCAAGUCUAACUCUGUACCAUGUACAGUUCAGGUUUGGUUCUGUUCUCCAAGAUAUUCAUUGUAAAAGGCUUUUAGACCAGAGGUGCCCACAUUUCUGCAUACAACUGUAGCUAUUAAACUGUUACUGUUUAUAUAAAACCACAGAUGGACCACUCCACAUAUCUCCACAAAUCUGUUCUGGAACAUCCUCCACAACUUGAACAAUUAAUCUAAAGUGCAAGUACCCAGAGGAGCAGUAUGUUUAAAUGAAAUUUAACAGAUAUCAAUGUAAUGUACUUCACUAGCCCUCUGGAACAGGCCUCAGCUGUGAUCUUGUAGAAGCAGCAGCCAGACUAGCUCUUUCAGAUUUACACCACAGCAUCUGCAUUUAUACUGCUUCAUAUGUUCAAUUAACAGCUUACAGGGAGCUGGGAGUCUGGCACACCAUGUUCCCACUCGGCAGACAGCUCCAGUCACAUUAUUACCAAUUAUACCGUUACAGAUGCUUUUAUGUUCCUUUAAUUAAGACUUGGAGCAAAGAACCUUCGUCCAUGGCUGUCCAGUACAUUAGCAACCCCUGGUUUAGGCAUUCAAAAAAAAAAUGUAAAUAAAUUAUGAAGGCUCAUCUGUGCAACAUGGAAGGUUAGCAACAGGGCUAUGAGCGCAGUGAUUCUGCUGUUGAGUUGUGCCCCUUGAAUCCAAGCUGCCACAGUCAGUCUGCAAUAACUCUAUGGUAUAAACACACAGUAGAUUAUGAGAUACUGAGCAAUAAGUACCGGACCUUCAUUCCAUCAAUUCCAUCACAAUAUUCUAUAAUACUCAUCUGGUUGAUAUGUUGCUCGGCCCCUUUAAAGUUCUGUUGUGAAUAAUGUUUAUUUACCACUGCAUGGCUGUAGUUACUGUACUGAAUCUCUUAUGACUGUUUGGACGAGCCCCUCCCGGUCCAUGAUAGUGAACAGAAAGGUUGUGAACCCAAACAGAACAUCCUCACCUCGGAAGCACGGUCACAGCUGUUGGUGUUGGUUUGAGUAUUGGCUGGAUCUAGCAAGGAUGAUGCAGUACCUUCCUGACCUGCACAUGUAUACGGGUGAAGGUUAAUCUCCAUUAUCACUUGAAUUCACUUCAUUGUUAUUCAUAUGCACACAAAAAAAACAGCUCAAUGAGAAAGUCAUGAAAUUCUCCACCAACCAGCCAGUCAGGGGGUUAGGUGUUUUGUUCAAAGAUGGGAACCACACCCAGGACGGGAUCGAACUGGCAACUAUGCCAGACGACUGCCCUUACCUCCUGAGCCAAUGUCACCCCAUUUUCAGCACCAUAUAUGGUAUAUCCCGCUAUUAAAAAAAGGAACACUUAAGUAAACAUAUUAAAGACAUUUUAAAGAUUUUUAACAGUGUGGGCAGGCAAAUGCCAGGGGGCUAUCUCGCCAGUAUACUCUCCUAUCGACCAGCAGCCUCUAAGCUUCUGCUGUCAUCUUCUUUUACAACAAAAGUUGUGUGCUACUUACAGUAAGCUUGGCAAGGUAUCAGAGUAAAAAUACAUUUUGACAUUUUAACUGUAGUCCAGCAACAGUGCCGCUUGACUAAAAUUGCAGAACGUUUGUGAAAGUUAUAUUGUCGCCUGACAUAGACUGUGGUCGUUGUCCUUAGCAGAAAGUAUAAACGCACCACAGUUGCCCAGAAUAUAAACCAAAAGCCACUGUGACCAGCGACAUCUAUUGCAUGUCACCAGUCGCAGCGAUGCUCUGUCGCUGGACGAUACAUUUUUUUGGUAAUUCUGUCGAAGUGGAAUAUUUUGUCUUUAGUAGCCUUUGGCUGGAUUUUUAUCGCCAGAUUUAAUUUGUCCUUGCUUUGAAUGUAGUUGACUGCUUUGGCCAUGAUCACGCUGUCAUCCGAAUCCGUGGUGUGGGUCAACAGGAAUCCUCACAUGGUGGGAAACCUUUUGGGAAAGCCAAGGAAGCUUCAACGCUUUGCGACAGAGGGAUAAAUGCUAUUUAUAUCUCCUGUUUGCCCAGGUUAUGUGUCCUCAGCUGGUCGACAACAAAGCAUAAGUCACCAUGAGAUCCACAUUCACUAAUCCUUCAUAUUCAUAUUCAUCAUGUUCAAAGAUUGAGAAGCAUCCAUGGACUGUCUGCCACCCAUACAUGUAUUCUUGUUCAUGUAAAGACUUGGAUCAAAUGUAAUCAAGGAAAAUUGCAAAGAAGUAAAUACUGAGAAAACGAUAUCCCUCCCAGAAUCCCUUACUGUAGAUAACGUUGGCCAAAUUAGUUUUCGUCAUGAACAUCAACUGCAAUUCAAGUUACCCUUCAGAAACGUGGGGAUAAAAGGUGUCUUGUUCCAGGUGAAGAGACCUUUUGUUGCUGCUGAGCUAUCCGGAGCUUUGCAUUGCCUUCUGAGAAGGCCCUGGUAUCCUGUUGUGAAAAACCUUUGUUCUUACUGAUGAGACCUCUUCUAUUGUUGAUGGAUCACCUCAAGGAGUAAACAUGGAAGCUUCAUCAGCUUCUCGUGUUUCAGGGGAUCGUAAAACACUGUUGCGCUUUCUAUUGAAUGCUCUAGAAUAAAGUUACAUUUCACUUCUUAUGAUCCCACUAUUUCCCACGAAGGAAAUGCAUUAAAUAGUAUAUGGAAAGCAUAUGGCACGUAGACUCUCACUCAAUAUUAAAUGAAAUAUACAUCUAUUUUUGUAACUGGUUGAAUUUAUUUGUAAAUAUUUAAGUAUUUGGUUUGGAUAAGGUAGGAAAAGAAGCUUGGGAUCCUUAAAAGUAAAAUAUUGCUUGGAAAAAUAUUCACUGCGAUUACUCGGGUUGUAGUAAAAGCCGAGGAAAGCCUAGAACCUUCUUUCAUCCUUGUGAAACGAAUGGUUUUCUGAGCUAUUGUAUUCAAUGACAAAAAACAGAAAGCAAAGCAGCUAUUAAACAGAUCAAGAUGUGUCUUUUGUCUCAGUUAGGAGUUCCUAUAUUUUGUUUCACUACAGAAGCUUGUCAUUAAAACUGGCACCUCUCUUAAAAGGAUGGCCUUCACCUCUGUAGAAGUCUUCCUCCGUGCCCAGAUUAAAAUAAAAAAAGCUUAUACUGGGA